AUGGAUAAAAUCAUCUGUUCCAUCUGCUUGGAGGAAAUUUCCAAAGAAACCAGUGCGUUUCUCGACGGCUGCGUCGAACACUUAUUCUGCUAUCCUUGCAUCAAACGGUGGACGAAAACGUCGAGGAGUCGAAGGAGUCGAAACGGGAGUGGUGAAAGUGGUGUUCUGACUCUCAGUUGUCCGACGUGCAGGAAAGAGUUUACGAGAAUUCGAAUGAAAGAAACGAGCGAGUUGAAGUUCUUGAGGAAAAAAUCUUUCACGCGAGAAGGACGACAACCUAAAGAGACGAAAGAGGCGAGGGAGAAGAGGCGCGAAAAGGAAAGAAAAGACGGCGAGAGGAAGGACUUUUCGGACGACGAGGAGGAGGAUUUGAGUUGCACGGAGAACGACGACGAUGUUGAUAAUGGUAACGAAGAAGAAGAAGAGUAUUACGAAAACGACGUGCUCGAUUUAAUAGCGUCGGGCGAGGCGUGUCACAUCUGCCGCGAGUACGACGUGGAUGAAGACGGAAUACUGUUGUUGUGCGACGGUUGCGAACGGGCGAUGCAUCCACAUUGCUGUGGUUUUGGGGAGAGGACCGUGCCAGAUGGAGAUUUUUUGUGUCCCGAGUGUCAUCGCGUGGCGAUGAGACACGCGAACGUGAGAGUGCGAGGCAACGACUUUCAGAGGAAAUACGUCGAUUUUUAUAUGAACAGAAGGACGAUUCACGCGAAUAACAACAACAGUCGAAACAAUAAUAGAAAUAACAAUAGAGGCAACAGUGCCGCGCGCGCGAUAGAUUUACCCUCGUCUUCAGAAGACGACGAGUAUAGAAUACUUUAG
Messenger RNA from Bathycoccus prasinos, 822 nucleotides. RefSeq lists its product with no specific name. The coding region runs from base 1 to 822 and encodes 273 amino acids. The record is from RefSeq and is a predicted model, not a curated record. Lineage: Eukaryota; Viridiplantae; Chlorophyta; Mamiellophyceae; Mamiellales; Bathycoccaceae. The transcript has a single exon.